Messenger RNA from Ostrea edulis (European flat oyster), 1291 nucleotides. RefSeq names its product receptor-interacting serine/threonine-protein kinase 4-like. Gene Ontology annotation, biological process: RNA processing. The coding region runs from base 1 to 768 and encodes 255 amino acids. Lineage: Eukaryota; Metazoa; Mollusca; Bivalvia; Ostreida; Ostreidae. The transcript has a single exon. Gene Ontology annotation, molecular function: protein binding; RNA nuclease activity; RNA binding. The record is from RefSeq and is a predicted model, not a curated record.
AUGAUUCAAAGACUCAUUUGUCAUACUGAGAACAUAAACAUGCUAGAUAAUCAUGGUUUAACAUCAUUGAUUUGUGCAGUAAUGAAUGAGGACAAACCCGGUUCAUCUACUGUAAGAAAUUCCCUACCCACAAUCAAGUUUUUACUAGUCAAGGGCGCCGAUCCUAACUUAUGUCAUAUAGGAAAUGGUCCUCUGCAUACAGCUUGUGCAAAUGGACAUGAUAACACGGUACAACUGCUGCUGAACAAUGGCGCUGAUAUUAAUUUAUGUGAUAAUGAUGGAGACAGUCCUCUUUAUUUUGCUUGUCAAAAUGGACAUGAUAACACGGUACAGCUGUUAUUGAACAAUGGCGCUGAUGUUAAUUUAUGUAAGAAGAAUAGAGUCAGUCCUCUAUAUAUAGCUUGUCAAAAUGGACAUGACAAUACGGUAGAAUUGUUACUGAAGAAUAGCGUUAAUAUCAAUUUAGUUACGAAUGAAGGCGCCAGUCCUCUUCAUGUAACUUGCUUUAAUGGACAUGACAGCAUAGUGCAGAUGCUACUGAAUACUGGCGCCGAUAUCAAUUUGUGCGACAAGAAUGGAGUCAGUCCUCUGUUUUUGGCUUGUUGUAAAGAACAUGAGAGGACGGUACAACUGUUACUGAACAAUGAUGCCGAUAUUAAUUUAUGUAAGAAUGAUGCAUUCAAUCUUCUAUUCAUAACUAGUUGUAUUGGUCAAGAAAGAAAGGAAGUCAACGAAAAAAUUCCGUACCCACAAUCCAGUUUUUACUAGCCAAGGGCGCAGAUCCUAACCUAUGUCAUAUAGGAAAUGGUCUUCUGCAUACAGAUUGUGCGAAUGGACAUGAUAUCAUGGUGCAACUGUUACUGAACAAUGGCGCCGAUGUUAAUUAAUGUAAUAAGAAUGGAGUCAGUCCUCGAUAUACAUGUUAUAUCAAUAAAUUCAUGUAAUGAGAAUGAAGAUAACCCACUCCACGUAGACAAGGAAACCCUAUAGGACCUUUACUUUUCUGUUAGCAAGGACCUACUUUUCAUUGUGAAAAUGGAUUCACUGGAAAAAUCAAUAUGAAGCCCUGUUUUAUGUGAGAAGCUCAAUCGCCCUGUUAUAUAUUUCGUCUCAAAACUGCUUAUUUCCCGGCCAAAACGGCGCUAUAAACACUACUACUGUGCUAAUUUCUACAUCAAACAUUUGUUUUUGAUAAUGACUCAUUGAAGUAUUUCAUGUGAAGUAUCCUAUCAUUGGACGACUGAUACAACCUCUUAAUAAUAAAUUAUGUAAAACAAAAUGUGUUUUCCUU